Ciona intestinalis (vase tunicate) is the source of this 2199-nucleotide messenger RNA. RefSeq names its product parathyroid hormone 2 receptor-like. NCBI's taxonomy places the organism in Eukaryota, Metazoa, Chordata, Ascidiacea, Phlebobranchia, Cionidae. The record is from RefSeq and is a predicted model, not a curated record. Gene Ontology annotation, biological process: cell surface receptor signaling pathway; adenylate cyclase-modulating G protein-coupled receptor signaling pathway. Gene Ontology annotation, molecular function: G protein-coupled peptide receptor activity; peptide hormone binding. Gene Ontology annotation, cellular component: plasma membrane.
GCCGAAAUUGCGAAUUAUAUUUUUAUUUCGAUUGAUAGUUUUGUCUGGAGUUACACGUAACGCAUUUCUUCUUGAUGACGUCAUAGGAUGAUGACGUCAUAGGACGAUGCCGUCAUUGAUCGAACUUUGAUAGCUUUGGCACAUCCUAUUAAUUACGCGCCACGUCAUAAUGUGAUCUAUAUAUAGAAUGUCAGAUGGUUAUCACGUGAUGAUUCGUCAUAAUGACGGGGUCAUGUGUCAUAGAAAUAAGAUAAUAAUGAUUGAUCGUGGUGGGAUUUGAACCGGGGAUGUUAUGCAGAGACAGUAGAUCGUUAUUGCAUGUCGGAUGGUACAUGGCAUACCUCCCUCAAUGAACCAAACCGAACAUGGAACGAUUACAGUCGUUGUCCGAACAACUUGGCCGAACCCGGGACUUUGUUCGAUAUGAUACUUGCUGGAGGCAGUGCCAUGCGUUACGUCAUUGCUCACGUGACGGUAGAUGGGCGAUGGUGCGUGACACGAAUCGAACGUUCAGCGAUUACGGCAGUUGUAAUAUACCAAGGGAAGAGGACGUUGUGGAAAUGAUAAGGAGGGGUGGUGAUGCGAAAAUGAAAAGUUUUAUCCAGUUGUACACGGUCGGUUAUUCUUUUUCGUUGGUUGCUCUCGUCUUCGCGAUGAUAAUUCUCGCUUAUUUCAAGCGAUUACAUUGUACACGCAACUACAUUCACAUGCAUCUAUUCGCUUCUUUUAUAUUGAGAGCCGUCGUCAUCUUUGUUAAAGAUCGAGUUCUUUAUUACGGAGCUGGGAUUCUUGAUAUAAACACCCCGGAUGGGGAAAUGACACUAGAGGCGCUAAAGAAUCGCGUGGAUGAAAUAGACGCUGACAGAAGCUCUUAUUUGGUUGGAUGUAAGCUGGUGAUGACGUUGUUUCAUUAUUUCGUUGCAACAAAUUAUUACUGGAUUCUCGUGGAAGCUUUGUAUCUUCAUAGUUUGAUUUUCGUCGCGUUUUUUUCCGACAAGAAAUAUUUGUGGAGGUUUAGUGUAACGGGUUGGGGUGUCCCUAUACUAUUCGUCGUUCCAUGGGCGAUUGUUCGCGCCAAGUUAGAUGACACAGCAUGUUGGGACAUCGCAGUGACGGAGUACAAAUGGAUUUACAAUGGUCCUAUUGUGGUCGCUAAUGUGAUAAACUUCUUACUUUUCCUCAACAUUAUUCGAGUGCUUUGGUACAAGAUGCGGGAACGCGGACCUAUCGGAAAAACUGACAAUCGAAGACAAUACAAGAAACUCGCGAAAUCUACGUUGGUGUUGAUCCCGAUGUUUGGAGUUCAUGCGAUCGUCUUCAUCGGGAUGCCUGAUGAUAUUUCAUCUGGAACUUGGUGGGACAUUCGAAUGUCGUUCGAUCUUUUCUUCAAUUCUUUUCAAGGAUUCUUCGUCGCGAUUAUCUAUUGUUUCUGCAACGGAGAGGUACAAGCGGAGUUCAGGAAAGCUUGGGAAAGAUUUAAUUUGAGCGUCGAAAUAAAACGCGGUCGACGCGAAAGAAGUCGUUCUUCCGUCACAAUGCUGACAAGUUUCAACAGCUCGGCGUCGCAACAAGCUCGCCUUUCUAUUGGUGGACAGAGUAAUGGGCGUGGCAACCUACGUAACAAUGCCCUUUCUACCCACGUGGUUAGCGAAACCAAAUCGUUGACCAAUCAGAAGCCAGAAUGUUCGAACACCAAUGACGUAACAAGUUGUCAAGUUUAUGACGAAACAAUGAUUCAAGAAACGUCACUGACGACGCGACAUCCAAACAAUGAACACGUGGUAACGGUUGAGGGAAAUCCACAUUUUAGAGAAGAUGGUGACGUCACAAUACCUGAGGGAGAAUUCGAAAACGCGAUCGAACGUCACUUCCUGCAGCAGAUCACGUGUCCUGCUGAUAGUUUUCCGCAGGAUGUCACUGGUAAUGACGUAGCGGUGACGUCACCACCACGUGACGAAGAUUCCGGAAUUUCUUCAGAUUUUCAGAAAAUGGAAACCUGUGAUGUCACAGUACGUCACGAUGACGUCACUGCCGAUGACGAAACAGCUUUGUUUAUUACGAAAGCUGAUGUCACAAAGCAAGAUACAAUGUAAUUAUGACAUCAUCAACCCCUGCUCAUUAAAGUUAUUACAUCAUAAUUGUUACUGACAUCAUCAUAGUUCCGUCAGUUUCAUAGAAAUAAUAUAUGUUGCAAAAUAA